GAGUGGAUAAGUUUUGUUUUUCUUGGUACGAAUGAAUAGUACAUUAAAUGGACUCACGAUACCAGAAAACCAAAAUUUCCUAUAAUUGAUAAAAAAAAAGUUAGGAUCUAAAAACUUAAGAAAACUCUGACGUAUAUUGUAGCGUAUUUAAUCUCCAUCCAUUUGUACCAGGAACAUAAAUAGUCCCAUCAGGUUAUAGGGUCUGUGACCCAGUUGAAAGAUACCUUUUACCUUUUAUAAAUAUUAAUUUUGAUUUUUUAAAGUUGAAAAUUUGAUGUAUGACUGGCGUAAACCUUUUACUGCUUUUCCCGUUCGUUUUGAAAAGAUGUUGUCAAACUUGAGUUCUGCCUCAAUGCAUAUUAAACAACUUGCAGACAAGACAAAGUAUAAUAUCUUUAUCGUCGCGUCUGCUAAAGCAUCUGAACUGUAUAUACAUGCAUCUAUUCAUCAUUUCGAGUCACAUAACUUCCGUCGAUUUAUUGUACUCUCAAGAGACACAGCUCCUUUCAAGUGUGAGCAAUGCUUAAGCGCGAAUCUUUUCUGGAUUCAAAUGACGUCGAAUGGUCGGGUACAAACCCUUCGAGCAUUUAAUGACUUUCUGAAGCAGGAAGAACUGGAAUCCUUUUGGAACUAUCGUUCUCCUUUACCUUCAUUUGAAGAGAUAAGAGCAUCCUUAUGUUUGGAUACUAUUUCGCUUGCCUUUGAUUUUUUUCUAAAGAAUAAUUAUUUCAACCUCACUAAUAUUAUACACAAGGCGAAGAAUAAGAAUUUCUCAAAAACUUUGAAAACUAAUCUUCCAUCCAUUUACCCAAACACAUCAGAUCCUCAGAUAAAAGAGAAAAUUGGGUUAAAGCAGCUCAUUUUGGAUAAAUCUCCACAAGAAUGUUGCGAAUUUGGGUAUUAUGAAUUGUAUUUUGGCGUUUGUUAUUAUCAGGUUGUUACAACUAUAAUUCUUAAAAUUGAACGACAUAUACAGGAGCCAGAUAUCGACUAUGCUAAAUUUAUUGCUAAUUGGAGCCUCUCGGAAGGCAUUGCUCCAUUUUAUCCUGCCGGGCUAGACGUCGAUGUACGCAAAUUAAACCACUAUCGAAUUGCUACAAUCAUCCAAGAACCAUUCGUUCAAUUUGUCCCUGUACAUCCAUCUACAAUAAGCUUGGAGAAACCAAGGCCAUGUGCUAGUGAAGAGCCAGUACGCCUAAUUACUGGUCAACUCGUUGAAGGCUACUGCAUCGAUAUGUUGAAAAUGCUUAAAUUGGCACUAAAUUUCACAUUCGACUUGUACUUGGUAGAAGACGGUAAAUUUGGCUCAGUAGAUGAAAGUGGUAGAUGGGAUGGACUGGUCGGGGAGUUGGUUAUUGGGAGAGCAGAAAUGGCUAUUGGACCCAUUAGUAUUUUGGCUGAACGCGAGAAUGACAUUGACUUCACCGUUCCUUUUUAUGAUUUGGUUGGUUUAAGUAUCCUAAUCAAACGGUCCGAGGUGGAGACCUCGCUUUUCAAAUUUCUUAAAGUGUUGGAAUUGCCAGUCUGGACGUGUAUUUUUGGUGCUUAUAUUUUCACUAGUGUGCUCCUUUGGCUUUUUGACCGAUUCAGUCCAUAUUCAUAUACAAAUAACAAGGACAAAUAUGCAAGUGAAACAGAAAAGCGGGAAUUCACUUUAAAGGAAUGUUUAUGGUUCUGUAUGACAUCUUUAACCCCUCAAGGAUUAGACGAUUUGGCAAAACAAUAUAAAAUCGAAUACGCCCCAUUAAAAGGUGGUGCAACCGAAACAUAUUUUCGCCGGAUGGCUGAAAUUGAAGAGCAAUUUUACAAUAUUUGGAAGCAAAUGUCUCUAAAUGAAUCAUUGGAUUCACGUGAUCGAUCAAAACUUGCGGUGUGGGAUUACCCAGUUUCUGACAAAUUUACAAAUAUGUGGCGCUUCAUGCAAGGUUAUACUUUAUUAAUUAAAAAACACUCCAUUAUUGCAGAAUCGCGCCUUCCACAAACUGUAGACGCUGCGAUCGAUCGUGUUUUAAAUUCGGAACGUGGCUUCGCUUUCAUUGGAGAUGCAAUGGAAAUCAAAUAUGCAACAUUGACCAACUGUCGACUUCAACAGACUGAUCAUGUGCUAAAACAACCGCUUAGCCAGGCCAUUCUAGGACUUCAGAAUGAAAGACGGCUUGAGACAUGCAAAGAACGUUGGUGGCAUCAUAAUGUAUAUGCUAAGGAAUGCGAGAGCACAGACGACGAUAGUAACGGGAUUAGUGUACAGAAUAUUGGGGGUGUAUUUCUGGUAAUUCUCGCUGGGAUAUGUAUUUCAAUGCUGUGCCUCCUUGGUGAAUACAUUUAUUACUCGCGGUUACGAAAUCCAAAUGGGAAGAGGGAGACAAGCAAACAUUUGGCGCAGAUGACCAGAGGGCUUGGCUGUUUUGGUGCACUAACUUCGCCGAAGAAAGAACGAAAGAAUAAACAAUGCCAACAGUUCAGUAACUCAGCAUUCAAUGUUGAUUAA
Messenger RNA from Meloidogyne enterolobii, 2488 nucleotides. The record is from the annotation of a GenBank genome assembly. Lineage: Eukaryota; Metazoa; Nematoda; Chromadorea; Rhabditida; Meloidogynidae.